AACACUGGAAGCCAACUAGUAAAGCCAAAGCGUUUUACUAUUUUCCAAACGGCAGACUGGUUCAGUUGACCACUGGUAUAAAAUAUGAUGCAACCAAAGAAAACGCUUCAGUUCAGUGAACACCUUAAAGCCAUAACUUGUCGGAGCGGGAAAACAGAAAAGAAAAUAAAAACGAAAGUGCGGAACUUUGGCGGCGACAGGAAAACUACAUGUAAAAACGUAAAAAGUGAAGUGUGUCAAAUCGGAAAAUCACAAACCAAGCGAACAAAAUGAAUUUGACAAAAUUUUAAGGCGGAAGUAAUAAAUCAUUCCUUUGGACCAUAAAUCUGCAUAACCCUAACGGAUUAACAAAGCCCCCUUGAUAAAUUCGUUUCGAUUUCAUUAACAUGUUUUAUGCGGUUACGUUUUUCACGGUCCUCGUCCUCCUGUUCCUCAUCUGGGAUAUACGUAAACCUCGUCGCUUCCCACCCGGACCCAAGUGGUAUCCCAUUGUGGGUUGUGCCUUGAAAAUUUCCAAAUUACGUGCCAAGCAUGGCAUGUUCUGUAAAGUGAUUGAUGAAUUAGCCAAAGUGUAUGUGAAUCCCUACGGCCUGUAUGGCCUGAAAAUUGGCAAGGAUAAAGUGGUGAUUGCCUACUACAAUGAUACGAUACAAGAGAUGAUGACCAAUGAGGAUUUGGAUGGCAAACCGGAUGGCAUAUUUUAUCGCAUGCGCACCUUUAAUUCCAAAAAGGGGAUACUGGUGACGGAUGGCGAGUUGUGGGUGGAACAACGCAGAUUCAUAUUGAGACAUUUGAAGGAUUUCGGUUUUGCCCGCAGUGGCAUGAUUCAUGGCAUUCAGCAGGAAGCUGAAUAUCUUUUGGAAGAUUUAAAGGAAAUUGUGCGACAGCAGGGCGGCAAGCGGGCCCAGGUGGCCAUGGUAAACCUGUUCACUGUCUAUGUCCUCAACAAUUUAUGGUCCAUGAUGUCGGGAAAACGUUACGAUCGGAAUAGUGAAGAAAUUAAUGAUCUGUUGCAAAUGUUCUUCGAACUCUUCCAGCAUGUGGAUAUGGUGGGGGCAAUGUUUAGCCAUUUUCCAUUUAUGCGCUACGUAGCGCCCAAUUAUUCUGGCUACAAUGCUUUUGUGGAGAAUCAUGAGCGAAUCUACAGUUUUCUACGCAAAGAGGUACAGAUCCACAAGGAAUCAUUUAGAAACUACAGUAUUCCACGAGAUCUGAUGGACAGCUAUUUGAGGGAAUUGGAAAAUCCCGAACGAAGACCCUCUUUCACCGAGGAACAGUUAUUGGCGGUUUGUUUGGACAUGUUUUUAGCCGGUUCGGAGACGACCAACAAAAGUCUGGGUUUUGGUUUUCUUCACAUGGUCCGCAGCCCCGAAAUCCAGGAACGGGCCUUCAAUGAAAUCAAAGAAGUGGUGGGCCUUGAGCGGCGACCCGAAUGGAAAGAUCGCAUAAAAUUACCCUAUUGCGAAGCCAUAGUUUUGGAGUCUGUGCGCAUGUUUAUGGGCAAUACAUUUGGUAUACCACAUCGUGCUCUGAAAGAUACCCGCCUCUCAGGCUAUGAAAUACCCAAAGAUACCAUGGUAAUAGCCUGUUUUCGUGGCAUGUUAAUGAAUCCCGUGCACUUUCCAAGUCCUCAAAAAUUCAAUCCAGAAAGGUUUAUAGUUGAUGGUUGUCUCAAGGUUCCCGAGGCCUAUAAUCCAUUUGGUUAUGGCCGCCACCGUUGUAUGGGCGAUAUUUUGGGCCGCCAGACAUUGUUUAUGUUCAUUACCACGGUAUUGCAAAAUUUCCGUUUUGAAGCUUUGCCGGGGCCGCUGCCAGACGAUGAGCCUUUGGAUGGUGUAACGUCAUCGGUGAAACCUUAUAUGGCCUAUAUGGUGCCACGUUAUGCUUGUGUAGAUUAAA
Molecule: messenger RNA, 1899 nt
Organism: Musca domestica (house fly)
Lineage: Eukaryota; Metazoa; Arthropoda; Insecta; Diptera; Muscidae
Gene: Cyp303a1
Product: probable cytochrome P450 303a1
Exons: 1
Coding region: 387-1898 (503 amino acids)
Molecular function (GO): oxidoreductase activity, acting on paired donors, with incorporation or reduction of molecular oxygen; monooxygenase activity; iron ion binding
Source: RefSeq, a predicted model, not a curated record